UCAAGGUUCUCUUCUUAUGGAUACAUUAAAAGAAGAAUCAAAGAAAAUGGGGAAGGUUCAUCAAAUGACAUUUGGGAGGAGAAAAUGGACCAAUGGAGACAAAUUAAAAGCAUCUCUCAUUUUAUCUUUUCACGUUCUAUGUAUUUUUGCACCUUUUCAUUUUAAUUGGAGUGCAUUUUGGGUUGCGUUUGUAUUAUAUAUUCUCACAGGUCUCUUUGGAAUAAGUAUUUCUUAUCAUAGAAAUCUUUCCCAUAAAAGUUUCAAACUUCCAAAAUGGCUUGAAUAUGUAUUUGCAUAUUGUGGAGUUCAUGCAAUUCAGGGUGAUCCAAUCGACUGGGUGAGCACACAUAGAUAUCAUCAUCAACAUACAGAUACCGAAAGAGAUCCACAUAGUCCUGUACAAGGAUUUUGGUUUAGUUACGUCAUUUGGAUCUUUGAUACCAUUACUUUAACCAAAAAAGUCUGUCCAGAGUAUUUUAUUGAUUAUAAAGAUAAAAAAAGAGGUGCCUUUUCCUUGGUUACUAAAUAUGGAAGUCCAAAUAAUGUUGCUGAUAUGGAGGAUGAUCCAUUUUAUAGAUUUAUUCAUGAUACAUACUUACUUCAUCCAAUUGCUCUUGGAGUCCUUCUCUACAUUGUUGGAGGAACACCUUUUUUUAUAUGGGGAAUGUGUGUGAGGGCAACAGUGUACAUGAAUGUAGUGUUUAUGAUUAAUUCAAUUUGUCAUUUAUGGGGAAAGAAACAAUGGAACACUAAAGAUUCCACUAGAAAUAAUUGGUGGAUUAGUUUGCCUUCAUUUGGAGAAAGUUGGCACAAUAAUCAUCAUGCGUUUGAAUAUUCAGCAAGAGCGGGGAUUGAAUGGUGGGAAGUUGACAUUGGUUGGUAUGUUAUAUUGUUUCUUCAAGCCAUUGGGUUGGCCACUGAUGUCAAACAACCCUCUCAAGCUCACAUGCAAAGGCUAUCUAUGGACAAACCAAAUGAAGACUGUCAAGAAUGAUGUUUCACACUCCAUAUGUGUCUUAAAUAUAAUUGUAUGGUAUUAAAAGCACUUAGAAAAAGGUCAUUUUCACUAAUAAUUGUUUGCUUUAAUUUCCCUUGUAAAGCGUGUAUCAAAUAGUAAUGUUAUUAUUAUGUUAUUAAUUUUAUGCCUUAUUAUGUAUGUCCAUAUUACAACA
Messenger RNA from Cucumis sativus (cucumber), 1172 nucleotides. Its product is annotated as palmitoyl-monogalactosyldiacylglycerol delta-7 desaturase, chloroplastic. Gene Ontology annotation, biological process: lipid metabolic process. Gene Ontology annotation, cellular component: endoplasmic reticulum membrane. Bases 17 to 994 code for a protein of 325 amino acids. Gene Ontology annotation, molecular function: oxidoreductase activity, acting on paired donors, with oxidation of a pair of donors resulting in the reduction of molecular oxygen to two molecules of water. The record is from RefSeq and is a predicted model, not a curated record. The transcript has 4 exons. NCBI's taxonomy places the organism in Eukaryota, Viridiplantae, Streptophyta, Magnoliopsida, Cucurbitales, Cucurbitaceae.